This is a messenger RNA of Triticum aestivum (bread wheat), 1939 nucleotides long. RefSeq lists its product as uncharacterized. The transcript has 2 exons. NCBI's taxonomy places the organism in Eukaryota, Viridiplantae, Streptophyta, Magnoliopsida, Poales, Poaceae. Gene Ontology annotation, molecular function: protein binding. The record is from RefSeq and is a predicted model, not a curated record. The coding region runs from base 192 to 1502 and encodes 436 amino acids.
GAUUAGAAUUGUACUAAGCGCAAUUAGCAACCUCGCGGUAAAUUCCGUCAGUAUUUGGCGGCCUCACGCUAAAUUCCGUGCGCAAUUAGCGACCUAGGCCUCACUCCCUGACAACCUAGCUGCUCUGAACUCCGCCCGAAACCCUAGCCGCCCCCAUCAUCCCCUUCCUCCCACUGUCCCACCCCGCCGCCAUGCCCACGCCGGCGCCGCACCUCGUCGACGAGAUCCUCGAGGAGAUCUUCCUCCGCCUGCCCACCCCGGCCGACCUCGCCCGCGCCUCAACCGCCAGCCCCCGUUUCCGCCGCAUAAUCACCGACCGCUCCUUCCUCCGCCGCCACCGCAAACUCUACCCACCUCCUCUCCUAGGGCUCGUACACCAGGAUGGCGGCUUCCAGCCAGCCGAGGCGCCCCAGGCCUCCGCCCCACUCGCCCGAGCCCUCGCCGACGCCGCUGAUUUCACCUACUCCUUCGUCCCCGUGCGCAGCAAGGGCAUCCCCUGGCAAGUCCGCGACGUCCGCGACGGCCGCGUCCUCCUCGAGGACUGCCGAUUUUUGGAGACCCUCAAAGACAUGGCGGUGUGUGAUCCCUUGUCACGGAGCUACGUGCUGCUCCCGCCCAUACCGACGGACCUCGCUGUCCAGGAAGAGCACCCACUUGAUAUCGUGCCCAUCCUUGCUCCCAUUGGCGAUGAUGAAGAUGAGAUGUUGUUCAAGGUGAUAUGCUUAGCCACCUAUGGUUCCAAGAUAACCGCGUUUGUCUUCUCGUCUGUCACACAGCAAUGGUGUAUAGCUGCAUCUAUCGCUCGGAGUUUGUCAGGCGUGGACUAUCGUCCCCUUGGACUGCGCAUGUCUCCCACUUAUGGGUUCCGUGGCUUGUCCGGUUUCGACAACGUGCGCGGAUGCUUCUACUUGGCGUCACCUUGGUUAGACAAGUUGUUCGUGCUGGACACACAAAGAAUGGAGUUUUUCACUGUGAACUAUCACACCGGCUAUGAUAUACUGCUCACACAUCUGCCUGGCCGGAUACUCAAAUUUCUCGCCAGUUACGAUAAACCCCCUAGAAUUCUACCUGGCCAGAACAGAAGUUUGCCUGGCAUUGUAGUAGGUAGAGAAGGAUAUCUCGAGAAGUUUUCUCUCGUCGGUGAUCACAGCCCAAAUGGCUCAUUUGAUCUCUAUCAUAUGACUCAGCAAAACAAUGGUGAAUCUUCCAGUGAUUGGCAGCUAGAGAAUAUUAUACCGUUGCCUCGCGGAUAUGAUUAUUUCACUGUGAGUGCAGCUGAGGGACUCUUAUUCCUUGGAGCCACUACUCAAGAUCAAGUGGAUUUUGAUAUAGCUUCCGGGGUACCAUUGUCCAGGACUGAUUGGGAUAUAGAUUAUUUUUCCCUCGAGGUCAAGACUUCUGAACUGAGGAAGGUUUGUAGGAGCAGGGGGCAAUUCUUCCAAUCUGAACAUGUUCACUGGUACUUUGGCUACCCCCCGCCGUUGUCAAAACCAAGUAUAUGAUGUGGAUGAACUCGCUUUGCUUUCAGUGUCUCUUUUGUGCCAUGCAUCUGGAGCCUUUGCGGAGAAAUGGAGGAUGGUCAAGAUGGUGCUGCCGACCUUACUUGGGCAUUCGUUUUUCUUACGAGGAAUCAGCCAUCCUGUACCUCGCUAUAUGUGCGGUAUGAGGCAAAUGUAAAACAAGAGAUGCUGCAAGCAAGGUGGAUUAGUCGAUGUACUUCGCUACAUAUGCUUAUGUUAAGCGUGUCCUAGCAAGAAAUGUUGUAAUCGACGUGAUUUUUUGUGAACUUUUACAUCCAAGAGGCUUUUUUUUGUGUGUGUGUGUAUGUGUGUUGGAAAAAUUGUCGAGUAACUUAUUGCUGUCAAAAGUCUCAGCAGUUGCAGCACAUUAUCCUCUGCUCAACAUGUUCGUGUAUCCAAUGAUCAAUUGCUGCUUUAGG